Neurospora tetraspora is the source of this 1407-nucleotide messenger RNA. RefSeq lists its product as uncharacterized. The coding region runs from base 1 to 1407 and encodes 468 amino acids. The record is from RefSeq and is a predicted model, not a curated record. Lineage: Eukaryota; Fungi; Ascomycota; Sordariomycetes; Sordariales; Sordariaceae. The transcript has a single exon.
AUGCGCACCUUACCCCCCGCCUUCCUUCCAGUUUCCGUCCAACAACCAGUAGUCCUCCCAGAAAACCGACCCAAGUUCAUCCCCAUUCACCAAUACCCCACGCAACCACCCACUCCACGAGCCACACCCGCCAUAAACACAGCCCGGGUCAUAAACGAGUCCGUAGCCCAGCUGAUCACUCAGUGUGAACGAACCGAAGGCUCUUUGCUUGCCCAAAUCUCCUACGUCGCACUUCAUGGCAUCAUCGCCAACGAGGGUCAACAAGCUCAAGACCUAGAGCAAGUGAUAUUUUGGAUCAACGACUUCGUCCUAGGAGCCAAGCAUCGGUUCGAUGAGAUCCGGGCUCUUGUGGUGUCGGGCCUUUGUGCUGCCGUGAAUAACUCAAACGGCAACGCCAAGGCCUCAGCCAAAAACCUGUGUGCCCAAUCAUUUCAACAUAUGAAGAAACUCUACCUGUCCCUCUUAGAACGCUUAAUCAUGGGCCUUCUCAAAAUCUUGGUCCCUUUGUUCACCUUCCACAAGGACAUGGACACCACAGAAGCGUUGCUGAUGCUUCGCAUUGAGGGGUGUAAGCGGGGAUGGAUCCCCUUCCUGACGGAGGUGUUGAGGGUUGGAAAGGAUGGGGCCGCGUGCGAGUAUCUUCGCACCCAUGCUCAGAACCGGGGGUUGUGGAAUUUUUGGAGUUUGGUGGUGACGGGGAAUCGGUGGGCAAUUGAUGCAAUUGCGGAUGCGAGGAGUAUCGAUAACGGGCUUAGCACCUCUAGCAUAAAGGUUUAUUUGAUGCCUAUGGGGUGGGAUGGGAAGAGGUGGGAAGGGUUGAUGUCUGAGGUCACCAACCAGAAGCUUGCGUGGUUUCCUGAACGUGGUGUCUAUUGGAUGAUCUGGGAAAUGGAGAUGCUAAUGAGGUUUCUUUCACCGGCAAGUGGAGGAAGUGGAAGUCGAAGUAGCCAGCAUCCGGGUGGCUGCAACAACAACCACAGCAACAGCAACCACAGCAACAUCCACCCUCCUCCUUGGUCCAACCCUCCUCCUUGGUCCAACUCGUAUCAGAUGAACCCCAUGGCGAACGCUGGCAACUACGGCCAACAACCGCAGCAGUAUGUAAAUGGCUAUGGGUAUGCGUACGCUUCGCCUCCGGGCCCACCGCCGAACGGGUACAACCCCCCUCCCUCUCCGGCCGAUGGCUACGGCGGUUCAAGUGGAUGUAGAUGUGGAUGUGGUGCCAAAUACGGAUGUGGACGUGCAAGUGGAAGUGGAAGUCGGAAACGACCUCGAGAGGAUGCGUACGCUCCGCCUCAAGGAUCGCCGCUGAACCCGAACAGGUGCAAACCCCCUCACGCUCCGCCCGAUCGCUACGACGGCCCAAGUGAAAACGGAAGUGGACGUCGGAAAAGGCAACGAAGAUAG